Messenger RNA from Drosophila grimshawi, 1866 nucleotides. RefSeq names its product nuclear RNA export factor 1. Gene Ontology annotation, cellular component: nucleus. Gene Ontology annotation, molecular function: protein binding; RNA binding. Lineage: Eukaryota; Metazoa; Arthropoda; Insecta; Diptera; Drosophilidae. Gene Ontology annotation, biological process: poly(A)+ mRNA export from nucleus. The record is from RefSeq and is a predicted model, not a curated record. The coding region runs from base 28 to 1710 and encodes 560 amino acids. The transcript has 2 exons.
CUACUCUUUCUGAAGUUCUAAUGAACAAUGAGCAAUAAGAACGAUCGUAAUUAUGUCAACUCAACAGCUGUGCUCACAUCCCAAAGACUGAACUCCAUUGGUGCCACCAGCACCACUCAAGAGCCGCAUCGAAAGAAGCAAGCACCACACAAGUAUCCAUAUUACUAUCAUGGCCAUUUGGGCCGUUCCCAUUGGCGCUUUUGUGUGCCCAUCAGUCCGUAUGGCUGGUAUCGUGUCCUAGUUUUCAGUCAGUACAGCGGCUACACUGUCAGCCAGGUGCUGGAGAAGCUGCGUCUGGCUGUGGCACCCCGCAAGCUGCGUUUCUACUAUCUGCACGUGGGCGGCGAACAGGAUGUGGAGCGAGAUAGGCGCGCCACAUUCACCUUCUAUGUGAAUAGCUAUGAGCUGGCCGCCGAGCUGCAGUUUCGAGGACAUUGUCCACCAGUUGUGGGGCUGCGCGUCAAUGAUAGACCGCCCAUGAUUCGGGUGGAUGAGGCAUAUAAAUGGAAGCUGCGCACGGUCAUCAUGUCGCGCUACGAUGAACGGAGACGUUGCCUCAAUCUGAGACGCUUCUAUGCGGACGAUUACUGGAAGCAGGGCGAGUUUUGUGCAUUGCAGCAAUUCGAGUGCCUCGCGGCGAUCAUCGAUAUCAUGGAGCAGGAGUUGCCCGAGCUGCGUCGCCUUCUGCUCGACAACAAUCACCUGUGCCACCUGGGGGGCUUUCGCGGCGUCGAGCAGCGUCUGCCACGUCUCAACUGCAUCUCGUUGCAGCAGAACGAAUUGAAAACGUUGCGACCGUUGCGUGUCUUCCAGCGCCUGCGGCUCACCGAGCUGACUGUGCACAGGAAUCCUCUGCCGCGCAACUAUGAGAGACAGCUGGUGCUCAUGUUCCCCCAACUGCACACCCUCAACGGACGCUCCGUGCGAUGUGGCUCGCCGGUUGUGGUCAGUGUCAGCGAUAGCGACGACGACAGCGAUGUGGAACUCGUUUCGAUCACCGAAUACAAGCCGCCCAUCAUGCCCGAGCCAAGGGUCACCUACCUCGCCCCCCAUUCCCUGCCCAUGCAGCUGGGCACUCGAAAAUUUGUGAGACGCUAUCUCAAAGCCUUCGAUAGUGUGAGGAGGACAGACCAUCUGCAGCGAUUCUAUCACGAGAACAUCCUAGCCUCAAUCACUCUCGCCAAGGAUAAUGCUGUGCUGGGCGCCUGGACCGCUCCGUAUGCAGCCUAUGGCCGGCAACUGUUAGCUUGCCGCAGUGCAGUGCUGGCAAUGUUUGCCGCAUGGCCAACAACUUUGCAUUUGCCGUCAACGAUGACGCUGGAUCUGACGCUGGUGCAGCCGCUGAAGCUGUGCGUCUCGAUAACUGGUAGCUUCGAGGAGAAUGGAUCGUCUACAGAGGUGCGAUACUAUAUGCGUACCUUUGUGCUGACGCGUAGCAUGGAAACUGCUCACUUUCGCAUUGCCAACGAGCUGAUCUAUUUGGCUCGAGCUGGACAGAGGCAGGCACCUGCACUCAAUCCGGAGCAGUGUAAUUUGAUGACCAUGCUGUCGGCGGAAACGAGCCUCAAGUCGCGUUGGUGCCGUAAAUUCCUCAAGGAUACCAAUUGGGACUAUCAGCAGGCACUGCUCGCGUUCCAGACACUCCUCCGGCGCCGCCAGAUACACGAGAACGCAUUCGAGAGUGAAACCCAGCCCGAGGAUGGCCCAUAACACCAAUGCCGUACAGUAUUCCCAAUGUGCCCGCAGGGAAAUUGAAAAUUCCACUGAUUAUGCUGAUUACAUUUUAUUUGAAUUUGAGCUGUGAAAUGAAAAUAAAAUGUGAGGGUAUCAAUUGUCCCAUUGACCAUGUGAAUGAGGCCAACUACC